Messenger RNA from Brassica oleracea var. oleracea, 1119 nucleotides. RefSeq names its product B3 domain-containing protein At2g31720. Lineage: Eukaryota; Viridiplantae; Streptophyta; Magnoliopsida; Brassicales; Brassicaceae. The coding region runs from base 1 to 1119 and encodes 372 amino acids. Gene Ontology annotation, molecular function: DNA binding. The transcript has a single exon. The record is from RefSeq and is a predicted model, not a curated record.
AUGGUGACAGAUGGUGAUGAUGAUCAACGCUCCGAGGAGGGUUUCAGAGGUGAGAAGAGAUGUCUUGAACUUCUGGCGACGUCGCUUGGCUCUUACGGUGAGGAAGAAACAAGAAGUGUACGAGUAAGAGACGAAGAGGAUAGUGUAUCUACGAAGCUUGGCAGGCGAAAGAUUGAUGAUGAAUGCAAGAAUCAACAAAACCAUACUACUUACCGUCAUGAUUAUGCUUCUUCUUCUUCUUCUUCUUCCUGGAGUUUGUCCUCCGUGGAGUCCAAGAAGCGUCGUGUAGUGUCCCAAGAACCCAUCAACGCAGAGCCUCUUAGGGAAGUUAAGCCUUCGGUCAGAGGAAAAAAGCCGGUCAAAAGAGAGAGAGGGGUUACACCGGAAUGGCUGGAUAAUCUGAUGAUAACAGAAAAGGGUGUGGACGCGAAGCUGGUGAUUGAUAAGAUGAUUCAGACGAGUGAUGUCAACCCAAACCAAGGACGUCUCUUGAUUCCCUUUAACCAGAUAGUGGAGAUGGACUUCUUGAACGAGGCAGAGUUGCACCUCAUAGAUGAACAUCAAAGAGAUAAUAGUAGUAACAAAGGUGUUGCUGUGAUCAUGGUCGCAUCGGAUGGUAGAAAACGGAAUGCUAAACUAAGGAGAUGGAAUAUGAACUGUCCCAAUUACGCCUUAUGUUCUGGAUGGAACGUCGUCGUCCGCGAGAACAACCUCAAGGACAAGGUAGGGCAGAUAUUUCGACUAUGGUCAUUCCACUCCCAAGAUGGGAAGAAGCUCUAUCUUGCCUUCUUUCAUCAGCCUCCAGCUCUGGAUAUGGCUCAACCUCAAGCUCAAGAUCAACAUCUAGAUCAGGCUAUGCAUGCAGAUUCAUCUUCAUCCAUGACUCCUCUUGACGCUGAACAAGAGAGGCGUGAUAGGAGGACUUCACUUGAAUCAGUCAUAGAGACCACGACAACGGCAGAUCUCGAGCUCCGGCUAGGGCCGUCUGUGGACCUAAAUAUACCAUUGGCUCCAGUGCCCACGGAGAUGGCUGCUCUCGAAGCUGUACAAGAGACCUCACUGGAAUCAGUCACAGAGACGACGACGACGGUGGACCUCGAGCUCAGGCUGUGGUUUUAA